AUGGGAUCGCUGUUUUGUGAAAGGUGUUCCCGAUUGCUCCAAUGCUUCACCGAACGUCUGAGGAAAGUUUGGACAGAAUUCGAGCUCAAAAUCCAGGAAUUCUUUAGGGAAAUUGCCCAUUGCACCUGCUUUGGAGAUGCACCUGACAGGAGAAGGGCUCAGGAUUUAUCAUCAUUACAGCUCAUACAUGGUGAUGAAAUUCAGAUAUUCAAUCAAAGAAGCCUCCAAGCGCUGGACCGACUUUCAGUUUCUCAAAAUGCUGAUCUGCAAAUGACUGCUGCCAUAUAUUACCUUUACAUCAGCCAUAACUUGAAAUCCCCUUUACCAGAUGCCUUCAUAGAACCCAUCAUGGCUCUUCUUUUAUCCCCUCAUCUGGACGUUCAGAAGACAAUUUCCUUUGCCCUGGUCAACCUCUUAGUGAAAAAUAAUGUGUGUAAAGCAUCAGUGAUCGAGAUGGGGAUGUUGGUGCCGCUGUUGGAGUUGUUCCAGUCUGGUGAUCCCACUGCUCUUUGCCACUCCUGUGCCUGUGUAACCCUGCUGGCCUCCUCAGACUCAAACCGAGACGCCAUAUUGGUGGAUGGAAUCAUACCUUUAUUAGCUUUGGCUAAAUCCUACGAUCCAGCGGUACAGGAGAACGCAGCAUGGGCUCUGUUGCAACUCACCCAGUCAGAUUGGUCCACAAGGAUUCUCUGUCAUGCAGGUGCCAUCCCUGUCUUGGUUCUUCUGCUGCAGUCCUCCAAUUCAGAAGUUCAGUUUUACAGCUGCACAGCUCUAUGCAACAUUGCUGCUGUUCAAGAGCAUCACCCAAAGUUGCUAAACAUCGGAGGUCAUUAUUUGUCCAAGUCACUUCUGACACUCAUGUCUUCCUCGGUACAAAAGAAUUCUGCCCAAGCAUGCAGAUGCCUUCUAACCCUUUUAAAGAAUGUUUGGGUCCAGGAACAGAUCAUGGAACUUAACUGUGUGUUUCCUCUGAAGGCUCUGCUCAGAAGUCUGAAUUCUGCAUGGAUAGAUUCUGCUUUAGCACUGCUGUGUCAACUGUCUGCACACCCACCAAACUGUGUUAUCCUGAUGGGUGAAGGGCUGUUGAGGGAAUUUGGUGAUCUGCUUCAUCAUCCAAGAUCAAACUCUUUUCAGAUCUCACAAAGUUGCAAGAUCAUUACUGACCUGUGCAGUGCCUGCUUGGAUGAGCAGGCUGUGGUGGAAAGCCGAUGUUUAUCCGGUUUGCUCCGAGUACUUCUGUCUCCAUCGCUGUCAGAUGAGGCGCUGCUAAAUAUUAUGAUGUGUCUACAUCGCCUGAUGACCUGGGAAGGGCUGAAGUCCAAAUUGUCGACAUCUGUAAUGCCACAGCACGUUUGGAAACUGGUAGAGCUUUCUGGACAAACAAGAAAUACCCGGUUGUCCUACCACUCUGCAGCCGUCCUCCACAUGUUUGAACUGACGGACGAUUUCCUUCAGCUGCUAAGGCCUCAUUACAGUGCAGUGUCUAAAUAUCUGUUGCUGUUCCUCAAACAGAAAGAUGUUAAAUUCCAGCAGCUUGGCGUUGCUACCAUUGCCAAACUCAAACAGGAUGGAGAGUUUUUAACUAUGGCGACUGAUGGUGAGCUGCAGGCUCAGCUCUGGAACCUUCAUGCACAGACGGAGGAGAUGCGACAGCUGCUGCAAAUGAUUCAGCCUCCCUCUCCAUCAUCUGGGUCACCUUUCCCUUGACCUGCUCUGUACAUCGUACAGAAAGUACGAGGUGUUUACUU
Molecule: messenger RNA, 1748 nt
Organism: Cyprinodon variegatus (sheepshead minnow)
Lineage: Eukaryota; Metazoa; Chordata; Actinopteri; Cyprinodontiformes; Cyprinodontidae
Product: vacuolar protein 8-like
Exons: 13
Coding region: 1-1707 (568 amino acids)
Biological process (GO): nucleus-vacuole junction assembly
Molecular function (GO): protein-membrane adaptor activity; protein binding
Source: RefSeq, a predicted model, not a curated record